AUGAACUUUUUCCAGUGGCUAUAUAACUUGUUGGCAGUCUCAAUGCUUCCGUUUUACAUUUCGACACUCAUCAACAUGCUGAACAGAGCUUGUAAUGUCCGAAAAGUGUGCUUAUCUUGCUCCAUAUACGUGUGGGACACUGUUGUCGGAUUGUUUUUCACUGCCUACUUUGUUUACUUUUGGUUCAGCAGAGAGGAUAAUGCACCGGGUUCGUACGGCUCAGCGGAGCCCCUGCCUAAACCAACCUAUGACUACUUGAACGUUCGUUCCUACCAGGAUACGUCCCAAUCUGCAUCUCCGUCAAGAGAAUUGUUUCUUACUGUUAGCGGGACCCUAGUGACCACGGCUUUCCGCCUUUACUUUUGCUUGGUUUUCCUUUCGUACACCAAGCAGCUUUUGAGACAAUCACAGUUGCACCAGAAAACACACGGCAUGCAGAGUGUAGAUGAAGAAGUGUUUCAUCCAACCAAUUUGGGUGGCCGGGUGAAAAAAUUGGUCUACGACCUUGAAACGAGAGCAAAAUUGUUUAUGACAGACCUUCUUGUCUAA
Messenger RNA from Clavispora lusitaniae ATCC 42720, 549 nucleotides. RefSeq lists its product as uncharacterized. Lineage: Eukaryota; Fungi; Ascomycota; Pichiomycetes; Serinales; Metschnikowiaceae. The record is from RefSeq and is a predicted model, not a curated record. Gene Ontology annotation, cellular component: inositol phosphoceramide synthase complex; Golgi membrane. Gene Ontology annotation, biological process: inositol phosphoceramide metabolic process. Gene Ontology annotation, molecular function: inositol phosphoceramide synthase regulator activity.